This is a messenger RNA of Myxozyma melibiosi, 1606 nucleotides long. RefSeq names its product lariat debranching enzyme, C-terminal domain-containing protein. The coding region runs from base 119 to 1585 and encodes 488 amino acids. NCBI's taxonomy places the organism in Eukaryota, Fungi, Ascomycota, Lipomycetes, Lipomycetales, Lipomycetaceae. Gene Ontology annotation, biological process: mRNA splicing, via spliceosome. Gene Ontology annotation, molecular function: RNA lariat debranching enzyme activity. The record is from RefSeq and is a predicted model, not a curated record. Gene Ontology annotation, cellular component: nucleus. The transcript has 3 exons.
CUGAGCCGCAGUUUCGAGAUUUUCGUUUUUAUUUUGAUUCGAUUUUUGUUGAUAACCCAGCAAACCACAAACUACUACUACUUCCACUACUGCUAGUUCUUAGUGAAAGCAUCUCAAAAUGCAGGAACCAGCGAGGAAAAUGUGCAAUAUCGCCUUUGAAGGCUGCUGCCAUGGCGAAUUAAACAAAAUCUACAGAGCAGUCGAACAGCUCCAGCACAAGAUCGACCUUGUGAUCAUUGGUGGUGAUUUCCAGGCCGUGCGGAAUUACAGUGACUUACAAAGCAUGAGCGUGCCGCCAAAGUACGCGCGGCUGGGCGACUUUGCCGACUACUACUCCGGCAAGAAGAAAGCACCCGUGUUGACGAUCUUUAUCGGCGGGAACCACGAGGCGAGUAACUACUUGUCCGAGCUGUUCUACGGCGGCUGGGUCGCGCCGAAUAUAUACUACAUGGGUGCCGCGAACGUGCUUACAUUCAAGGGACUCCGCAUCGGGGGUCUGUCGGGGAUUUACAACGAGAAGCAUUACAACAUGGGCCAUCAUGAGCGGGUGCCGUAUAACGCCGAUACGCUGAGAUCGGUGUAUCAUGUCCGGCAGUUUGACGUGAUGAGGAUGUACAUGACCAGCACCAGGUUCGAGUUCAUGCUAUCGCACGACUGGCCGCGGGGGAUAGAGCAUCACGGCAAGCUGAAGAAACUGUUAUUCAAGAAACCGCAUUUCAGAGAAGAUGUGGAGAAGGGCGAGAUAGGGUCUCCGCCGAUGAUGACGUUGCUUAAAUACAUCAAGCCAAAGUACUGGUGGAGCUCGCAUCUCCAUGUCAAGUACGCGGCCAUGGUCAGGCAUCAGACGCUGAAGAGAAAGAGGAAGAACCGUGCUCAAGAGUCGGAGGAGGAUUUCGCCGCGGAAGUGCCUUUGGCAGAUGGCUACAUGCGCACGCAUUUCUUGUCGCUCGAUAAAUGCGUCAAAGGCCGAAAUUUUAUUCAGCUGACCCGUGUUCCAUACGAAUCGGAACAAGGUCUGUGCUACGACCCCGAAUGGCUUGCGAUGACAAAAGCUCUGGAGCCGUACAUGUCAUGGGAACGGGAAGGAUCGAAUAAGUUCACCCACCGAGAGGACCGCGAUAAGCUGAUUGAUGAGAUCAGAAAGCAGAAGAGAUGGGUGCAUGACAAUAUAGUGAUGAAGGGAAAGCUUAAGAUUCCGCAGAAUUUCCAGAUAUCGGCGCCGGUUGUGGAUCAUAGCCAGGAAAAGAUCUGGCAGAGGUUGCCUUUUCCGAUCGAGUAUAAAAAUAAUCAGACACAGGAGUUUUGCGAUUUGCUGCAGAUGGAGAAUCGCGUAUACAAAGGCCCGGCUAAACCUCAGUCUCGGGCUAAAGGAGUGGCUAAAGGAGUGGUUUCGGAGAGUGCAGGUAAUACUGCCGCUGAAGCUCCGGAUGAGGAUGAGCUUGAAGAGAGCCCGGCUGGACUUUAUUCUCUGGAUGAAGAAGUGGUUGCGGAGAGUGCAGGUAAUGCUGCUGCUGAAGCUCAGGAUGAGGCUAAACCUGAGGUGACCCCGGAGAGUGCAGGUGAUGAUAUGGAACAGGACAAGUAGAUAUUUAAGAUACGUUUGUAG